AUAUAUGUUAGUAUAGUAUUUUUAAUUUGAAUUGAUCAAUGGCGCAAAAGACCACUGAAGUUAUAAGCGCCGUAAAACAUAUAACAACAACAACUAAUCUACACUGGAAGCAAUAGUGAACCUAUUCCAUCGCAAACAAUAGAAAUGAGAACUAUUUUAACGACAGAAUAGAACGUUGAAAUCGAGACAAUAUCAAUGGAUGAAGUCCUUGAUACCGAUUAUAUACCAGAGUUAGCAGAUCCAUACUGCAACAAAGACAAUCCAGUGAUAGUAACGCCUGGAAGAAUACUUGAUGCCCGAGAUGAAAUUAAAGAUGGAGUGGUACGAACUCCAUGUACGAGAACCAGACUAUCGGAUCGUAUAGGAUGCAACGUUUACUUCAAGAAAGAGUUCAUGCAAUUCACUGGAAGUUUCAAAGAUAGAGGCGCAUUGAAUUCCUUGAUGAAUUUAACGGAAGAGCAAAGAAAGCUUGGCGUAAUCACAACCUCCGCCGGUAACCACGCUCAAUCUGUGGCAUAUCAAGGUGGAAAACUUGGUAUACCGGUUACAGUGGUCAUGCCAAAGACGACACCAUUAGUGAAAAUUAAUAGCUGCAAAGACCUGGAAGCAAAUGUUAUUCUUCACGGAGACAGAUUUGACGAAGCAAAAUUUCGCGCUCUCACACUUCGAAAUGAAAGAAAUCUUGUUUAUAUUGAUGGAUUCGAUCAUCCUGAUGUGUUGGCUGGUCAAGGAACAGCAGGCAUUGAGAUUAUGGAAGACGUACCCGAUGCAGACUAUAUUGUUGUUCAGAUAGGUGGUGGUGGAUUGAUAUCCGGAGUCUCGGUUGCGGCAAAAUAUAUAAACCCAAAUGUCAAGAUCAUUGGCGUCGAAUCAGAACGAUGUCCAGGGUGGCACACGGCCAAUGAGCACGGACGACCAGUCAAAUGUUGCAGAACUAUGAAUGGAGCUACGCAAUCGAUUGCAGACGGAUUAAACGUUUUGAGAGUUGGAUAUAACUCAUUUGCAACGGCACAAAUUGAUAAGCUUAUAUCAGUUCCAGAGAAGUAUAUUACUACAGCCAUACUACAUUUAUUAGAAGGAGAAAAAUCGGUGGUGGAAGGAGCAGGUGCAAUCGGAUAUGCAGCAUUGCUUUCGGAUAAACUACCUGAAGUGAAGGGCAAAAAAGUUGUAUGCAUCUUAAGUGGAGGCAAUAUAGAUGCAAACAUCUUGACACAUGUCAUAGAUCGAGCAUUAGUACAAGAGGGAAGGCUAUCACGAUUUUUAGUGGCUGUGACUGACCGACCUGGCGGUUUGGCAAGACUUACAGAUAUGUUGUCUGAUUUAGGAGCAAGCAUCAAAGACAUUGGUCACGACAGAAUGUCUUUGCCUUCUCACGUCUACAUGGCGGCAAUUACCUGCACCAUCGAAACCAGGAACAAAGGUCAUGCAAAACUAGUCCGUGAACAACUAGAACAAUUUUACAAAAAUGACCUCAAGUGGCAACAAUUUCACGAUGACAACGCACUUCAUUAAGAAACCAAAAGUGUCGAAAAGCAGUGAUGUUAUCAGACGCAUAUAUUUAACCAACUCUGCCUCCUAAUCAAAUCUACGAGUGUCCAUAUUUUGCACAUUUCUGUGUAAUUUUAUAGACUUGAUCGCGAUCUUUUAGGUUAUUUUUCCAUUGCUUAUCUUUUCAUGCUUUAUUUCUAUUUACUUUAUUACAACUGGAAUCAUAAAACAGUUUAAUCAGCGACAGACCCAAUAUACCAAUAGUUUAUUUUUGAACUCGAAAUCACACCAUACAUAGAAAAUUGGCACAAACAGCACAAAACAAUUUGACUUUUUGGAGUACUGCUGAAAACUAGACUAGACUUUAAAAACGAAAAAUUACGAGCAGUCACACCUUAAUAAAAAGAAAUAAAAGCAGGUUUUUAUAAAAUCUGGCAGUCAUGUUAAUUGUUUUCAAAUUCUUUUGAACCUAGCGUUUUCAACUGAAAAGUUCUCCCGUUUCAUUCAGACAUUUUUGCAUUAGGUAGGGUUUUCAUACUUAUUCAGGAGCUGAGGAAAGCCGAUAAGACAACUCAACCAAAAAUCAUAUGACGAACCACGCCCACUUGCUCGUUCACGGUCUAUGUUAGGUACAAAAAUAGUUUACUAUUAACUUUUUAAGAUGCGUUGAUAGUGGAUGAGGACCACCCUACGAUGGUGAGGAUUCCGCCAAUCCUCUCGCCAACCGUUGAGGCUAUCAAACAAACCAUUCGUAGGCCAUUGAAUAUCUACCAUACCAUUGUGUUGAAGACAUCCGGGGAAUUCUCCUCACGAGUGAAUCCCAAUCGUGAGCGUAUUUCGAAAACGAGAGGAAGGUCAUUUUAGGCAGAGCACUAUAUUAAUUAUAUUUAAUCAUAUUACCCCUCAACAGCCACAAAGUAUAUCUGAACAUAAAAUUUUAAUCCUGAUUCCUGAGCGCUGCAACUCACGUAAGCAGCAAAGCAUUUGAUGUAUCGUUUGUGUUGACUGGAAGUAAUGAUAGUGCCGCUGCUUGAAGGCAAUACGAGGGUCCUCGCGAAAUCUGUCCCACAAUUAAAAUUAGUUACCGUGAUUUUUUAUAUUCAAUGUUUCUCAUAAUGUUCUUAUAUUGUGUUGAUAAAUAAAUGAUUAUCAAUUGAUUGUGAAAA
This is a messenger RNA of Styela clava, 2654 nucleotides long. RefSeq names its product L-threonine ammonia-lyase-like. The record is from RefSeq and is a predicted model, not a curated record. Gene Ontology annotation, biological process: L-threonine catabolic process; L-serine catabolic process. Lineage: Eukaryota; Metazoa; Chordata; Ascidiacea; Stolidobranchia; Styelidae. Gene Ontology annotation, molecular function: threonine deaminase activity; pyridoxal phosphate binding; L-serine ammonia-lyase activity.